GUCGCAACACGCUUACGCUUACUAGAAUGCACAUAGGCGCAUGUCUAUGGUCUCUUCAUAUGGGGUGAAUAUACGACGCUCUCAUAAUCGUGUAGAGGGGCAUCCGAAUAACAACACAAGCCGCUACCAUUCCAUUAAUAUCGAUGAGAAACAAGAAUAUAGGGAAUUCUACAAUUCUAAUGUGCUUUCAGAACUGUGACGCGAGUAGUGUGGAAAGGGUCUAUAUACAGAGUCUCACCUCCUGAACUUACAUGUCAUGGAGCUAGGUCAUUCCUCAUUACCAGUUGGAAUAGGAGCUUCGCUUCAAACAUUGGGGCUUCGCAAUACUCAAGACGAUACCCCCUGCUCUCGUUUGAUAGGGGAGGUUUCUACUACUAUUAACAAUCAUAAAGGGGGAAAGACUCCUUUGAUUGGAGCUCAGCCAGCUGUAAAAGUUCUAUUAAGCACCGGGGAUGUGAUUAUCGAAUACGUUCCCCCAGACAGCUCUCCUCCUGUUUCUCCUGAAAACGCUAGUCACCGUUGGCAGGUCUUAAGUGACGAUCUUAUGAGGAACAGUCCCUACUUUCGGGCCUUGUUUGACCCUGAUAAAUUUUCUGAAGGCAGGGAUUUCAUCCAACAGAAGGCCAAGUGGAGUCAGGGUACCACUGCUGAGGGCGGAGAAUCUUUAUCUGAUGGUAUCUCGAUCCAGUAUACCUUGCCAACGGUCAGGCUGCCGGUGGAUCAUCUCCCACAAAAGCUCGGGGUAGAUGCUAUUGAACUGUUCCUUCGAGUGCUAUCGUUCAACUCAUUUGAUGAAGCAGAGAAAGCCAAGCUCGACGGGGAGCUCAGAGUUCAACCUACAUCAUUAGUUGCUAGGUUGGUAGAGUUAUCUGAUGCCUUCAACUCUCCUUAUGCCAUCCGGGAUGCUUUGAAAAGGUCCAGGUAUGCUUUUGGGAAAGGAAAAGUCCCCCUGUUGAGGUUCGAUUCCUCGGUACUGAGAUUGAGUGAGGACCGUAUUCGGCAAACGAUCUUCAUAGCGAGGUUUCUUAAUGAGUAUACCAUUUUCCAAAUAUGGACGCAUGCGCUGAUCCUUACUGGGUCAAAGUUUUGGGUAAAUGGUGUGGAACCACCUACUUCAGCUACCGUCCGCUGGCGGUAUUUUUCCGAUGGUCUAGAAGAAGAAUUAUACUAUAGACGACAAUGCGUUUUGAAUACCAUUACGGAUCUCCAAGCGUACUUUCUCCGCGCUUUCGGCGCAUUGGAGGAACCAGAGGGCCCUAAGUCGAUCACUGCAUCGGUCGCAGCAACUGCCGUCCAAUCUCGACAGUAUCAAUGCCGGUGUGGAUUUGGCAAUUCCAGUGCCUGUGAUUCCUUUCACCUAGGUCAAAUGACUCGCUUUUUCACACUGCGCACGAAGACAAUAUUUUUAGGAUCUACCUUAAUAGAUCCAGAUCUAGGCUUCGACUCUGAAGACGAGGACACAUCAGAACGACCCCAGCCCGCUGGGGCACCAAGUGACGUAACUGCAAUCAUCUCCUCGCUCAAACAGUGUCCUGAUUAUCAGAUCGAUACAAAUCACAAUGGUUGCGGCGUGCGACGCCGAUUCCUUCCACCUUUAGAUUGUAUAGAGCGGUUUGUGGGCGACAGUAGAGGCUUACUAGGUAUUGAGCUACAAGACUGGGAUAACAAAAAUUGGCCGUCUUCCUCCGGCUCGUGGGCAAAUCGGUCACUUCAAAGAGCCCGUGUCAUCGAUAUACAUCUGUCCAGGAUCAGUUCUGUGCCAGCCAUGUCUUCGGGCUUAUCACGGUCCUCUUCCCAGGAAGAAAAUGCUCGUUUACUUUUUACAGCGAAGAAGAGAAACUGGGAAGCUUGAUCUGAACAUUAGUCUCGGGUGUUGCGUCCUUGAGGUUUAUUAUUAUGGUGCCAUUCUGUCUGCCUGUGUGGUUUUGUUGUUAUGAAGACAUGAUGGUUGGUAAAUACUGGCAUAGACUAUGUCGAGUUUGUAUAGGCAAUCUUGCAUAUCUCCUUAGGGCGUUACUUCUACUAUUGGGUGUAUAAAAGCAUGAAGGAUGUAUUUAUGUCGCUUUGGCGACCAACAGACUUGACACUUCUAGUGUUCGAAGGAAGUGAUGGACAGUCAAUUGAUAUACCAGGAAGAUAAAGGGAAACAUGCUUUUCUCUGACAUCAUUACAGGUAGUGCCUUGCGGCAACAAUUGUCUUCACCAUACAACAAGUAAAAACUACUUUUCAAGAUAUUCUGAGGCUGGAGAAAGCAUCAACGCUUCCCACAAUCAAGGGACCGGGAUCGAAUGCAGUACAUUGGACAUCACAAAGAGAUCGGGGACCUUACCCUUCCCGGGAACAAGGCCUUGAUCUAGUCGGCUGGUCAGGAGAUGUUCUCAUACAGCAGGUUAUACGUGCUCUGAUCUCCUUAGUCCUUUCUUCGUUUUCCCUGCCUUGUCAUUAUCUUCUUGCUCUUUUGUCUGUGCUCCAUCCACUUGAGGAAAAAGCUGUAUGAU
Aspergillus pseudotamarii is the source of this 2499-nucleotide messenger RNA. RefSeq lists its product as uncharacterized. The transcript has 2 exons. Lineage: Eukaryota; Fungi; Ascomycota; Eurotiomycetes; Eurotiales; Aspergillaceae. The record is from RefSeq and is a predicted model, not a curated record. The coding region runs from base 257 to 1852 and encodes 531 amino acids.